UUUAAAUCUUAUUUAUUAAAUCGGAUUCAAAGUAUAGAGUUUGAGUUAUUGUAUUAGUGUUAAGGUACGCACCAUAUUAGGAUCAAAACAGACCAUCAUAAAACGGACUUCAUGUUUCCGAUUUGGAGGAAGGUAUAACAGAGGAGUAAUUAUAUGUGGAAUUUAGAAAGUUUGGAUAAAUUAGCUUCGUAAAAUUGCAUAGGUAUGCUUAUGAAUUCCUAAAAUAGAUAUCCUUUUAUUGGAAAGUCUAAGCAUUAUGCUUUCAUUUAUUUCUCGUCUCAAGAAGAGGCUCGUAAAGCAAAGGAAGCGAUGAAUUAUAAAUA
Messenger RNA from Paramecium octaurelia, 323 nucleotides. The record is from the annotation of a GenBank genome assembly. NCBI's taxonomy places the organism in Eukaryota, Ciliophora, Oligohymenophorea, Peniculida, Parameciidae.